Messenger RNA from Psammomys obesus (fat sand rat), 2158 nucleotides. It is a transcript of the gene Rsph6a, whose product is annotated as radial spoke head 6 homolog A. The transcript is spliced from 6 exons. Gene Ontology annotation, cellular component: axoneme; radial spoke. Gene Ontology annotation, biological process: cilium movement involved in cell motility; cilium assembly; axoneme assembly. The record is from RefSeq and is a predicted model, not a curated record. The coding region runs from base 1 to 2106 and encodes 701 amino acids. NCBI's taxonomy places the organism in Eukaryota, Metazoa, Chordata, Mammalia, Rodentia, Muridae.
AUGGGGGAUCCACUGCCCAACCCCAACUCAGACCCUUCCUCCCAAAGCCGGAGGGCUUCCCAAAGCUCAGAAAGAGCACGGAGUCGAGACUCAUCACAGCCUAUGUUGAAUAUCCCGGAGGAUGGGGUGCGCCGACCUCCGCAGAGGGCCAGUCAGGGCAGUCAGGACCUGGGGACUGGCCUGCUCCACUUGCCACAGAGGUCCAGCCUGUCUUCAGAUAAUCAGGGCGACGAAAGCUUGGAGUACCAACAGUCCAUGACCUUCCCGUCUGGCUUUCCCGGGGAGUUCUCACCACAGGCUUACCUGGAUGAGAGCAGACUGAUGCAGUUCCCUCAGGGCCAGGCCCUCUUAGAACAACUGGAGGCUUCCUACCAGGACUCGGGCGCCGGCCUCUUGGGCCAAUUCAACAUGUACCCAGGAGAGGAACAGCUGUUCAACCAGGCCACGCAUCACGGACCCUACCUGAGGGACGACCCUGCCCUCAACCUAGGGCCCUCUGAUCUGGGCUUCAUGCCCUUCAUGGGAGAGAUGCCUGACCCCGAGCCCCGAGAGCUGGCAGUGCAGAAUGCCAAGGCCUACCUGCUGCAGACCAGCGUGAGCUGCAACCUCAGCCUGUAUGAGCACCUGGUGAACCUGCUGACCAAGAUCCUGAACCAGCGGCCCGAAGAUCCCUUGUCCAUUCUGGAGUCCAUGAACCGCACCACUCAGUGGGAAUGGUUCCACCCCAAACUGGACACGCUGCGGGAUGACCCUGAGAUGCAACCCACCUACGAGAUGGCUGAAAAGCAAAAGGCUCUGUUCAGCAGAGGUGGAGAAGGCGAGCAGGAAAUGGAAGAGGAAGUGAAUGACAGCCCGGUGCCCAACAUCAUGGAGACAGCCUUCUACUUCGAGCAGGCGGGCGUGGGGCUGAGCUCGGAUGAAAGCUUCCGAAUCUUCCUGGCCCUGAGGCAGCUGGUGGAGCAGCAGCCCAUCCACACGUGCCGCUUCUGGGGCAAGAUCCUGGGGCUGAGCCGCAGCUACCUGGUGGCCGAGGUGGAGUUCCGCGAGGGCGAGGAGGAAGGCGAAGAGGAGGAGGUGGAGGAGCUGGAGGGAGGCGAGGUCCUGGAGACGCACGGUGAGGAGGAGGGCGAGGAGGAUGAGGAGAAGGUGGUGGACUCCGUGCCCAAGCCUCAGUGGAAGCCGCCGCCCGUUGUCCCCAAGGAGGAGAGCCGCACGGGCACCAACAAAUACCUGUACUUCGUGUGCAAUGAGCCGGGCCGCCCGUGGACGCGCCUGCCACACGUCACGCCCGCGCAGAUCGUGGGCGCGCGCAAGAUCAAGAAGUUCUUCACCGGCUUCCUGGACACGCCGGUCAUCAGCUACCCCCCCUUCCCGGGUAACGAGGCCAACUACCUGCGGGCGCAGAUUGCGCGCAUCUCGGCUGCCACACACGUCAGUCCGCUGGGCUUCUACCAGUUCGGCGAGGAGGAGGGCGAUGAAGAGGAGGAGGGCGGCGCUGGGCGCGACUCAUUCGAGGAGAACCCCGACUUUGAAGGCAUCCCUGUGCUGGAACUCGUGGACUCCAUGGCCAACUGGGUACAUCACAAGCAGCACAUCCUGCAGCAGGGCCGCUGUACGUGGGUGAACCCACUGCAGAAGACCGAGGAGGAGGAGGAGCUCGGGGAGGAGGAGGAGAAGGCGGAUGAGGGGGCAGAGGAGGUGGAGCAGGAGGUCGGCCCCCCACUUCUGACUCCUCUCUCAGAAGAUGCGGAGAUCAUGCACCUGUCGCCCUGGACCACCCGCCUCUCCUGCAGCCUCAGCCCUCAAUACUCGGUGGCCGUUGUGCGCUCCAACCUCUGGCCGGGGGCCUACGCCUACGCCGUUGGCAAGAAGUUUGAGAACCUCUACAUUGGCUGGGGUCACAAGUACAGCCCCGAGAACUUCAACCCAUUGCUGCCAGCUCUGAUUCAGCAGGAGUAUCCCAGCGGCCCGGAAAUCCUGGAGAUGAGCGACCCCACAGUGGAGGAGGAGCAGGCCCUGAAGGCUGCCCAGGAACAGGCCCUGGCAGCCGCUGACGAAGAGGAGGAGGAUGAGGAAGAGGAGGAGGAUGAGGACCUGGAUGACUGAGGUCCCCAGGCUGUUUCCCGCAGCCUUUUCCCCUUAUAUGUAGUUACAGAUU